Molecule: messenger RNA, 819 nt
Organism: Coregonus sp. 'balchen'
Lineage: Eukaryota; Metazoa; Chordata; Actinopteri; Salmoniformes; Salmonidae
Source: the annotation of a GenBank genome assembly
AUGCCUGAAGAAUGUGACCCCGGCCCGGGCCCUGGCUCCGUCCGAGAGUACCACCGCCACCCCUCCGAACACUACGACGGGGCGGGGCACCCCUACUACCCCCCCGGAGGUCCACCAGAACCCCUAGCUCUGGAGCAUUGCUCCCACACCCACUCUGGUGGGGGGACGUUCCCCCGCUCCCACCCCAGCCAGCACCCCCCGACCCAGCAGUCGUACGACUCAUGUGAGGAGUGUCUGUCAACGGUGGGGAGUCACGGGGGUAAGAUGCACCGCAUGCCUCCUAACCACCAGGAUCAGUUUGAGAAGAAGCUUCCCUUCCACCCUGACGGGUUUCACACCCUGCAGUACCAGAGGAGGGCCAGCGGGGCGGAGCAGCGCAGCGAGAGCCCCUCCCGUAUCCGCCACCUGGUUCACUCAGUCCAGAAACUCUUCGCCAAGUCCCACUCCCUCGAGGCGCCGUCGAAGAGGGAAUACAAUGGCACACGAGGAGGAGGGGAACACCGGGAAAGAGGAGGAGGAGGAGGGCCCAGGAGCGGAGGAGAGGAGGGGGGCGGCCAUAACUAUUCGGGCCACCAAUCCCGCUCGGCGAGGCGCAGCAAGUCCCGCGAGCGCUCCAAGAGUGGGGACGGGCGCCACGAAUCCUCCGGCCGGCGCCACAGGAGCCGAACGGCGGGGUGGUGGAGCUCCGACGACAACCUGGAUAGUGACAGCAGCUUCUUGGUAACCGGGGGCAACACCGGGCCAGGUGGUCGAGGUGGGGGGGCGGGGGGGGUUACCCCACGGGGCACGAGAGUCUGGACGCCGCUAUCCAGGAGCUGA